Suillus fuscotomentosus is the source of this 1524-nucleotide messenger RNA. RefSeq lists its product as uncharacterized. The coding region runs from base 221 to 1405 and encodes 394 amino acids. Lineage: Eukaryota; Fungi; Basidiomycota; Agaricomycetes; Boletales; Suillaceae. The record is from RefSeq and is a predicted model, not a curated record. The transcript is spliced from 3 exons.
CUCGACCACUUCAUUCUACGUGAUCAGAUUGCAAAAGGUGGAGUAAACCAGGCACCGCAUUCAAAGGUUCGAACGCAUAAGGCCUCGUGUUUACCUCAGGUUCGGAAACAGACCGAGAGAGUGGCACAUGCCUGGCUCCUGACUUUACCCUUGACAUCGACAAAGGAUCAUCGCAUCGGGGUAUACAAGCAGCACCCAAGGCCGCUAUCCAUCGCGGAAAAUGCGGUAUCGACGGUCAGAUAGCGAUUCAUCUCAUGAGAUAUCCGUUCAAGCCCCCGUGGCUCGCAGACACAGACACCCCCGAGCACCAACGACGGUCCAGAUCGUAAACGAUGACUUUGACGCCGUGACCCAGGACGUCGACUUUGAGACUGCGUCGGAGAUGCGGGGAUUUGAUGGUGUCACGCAGGUGCAUGUCCACAAAGAGGAGAUAGAAGAUGCCGCACGAUAUAGUGGCGUGUAUGGAGUUUAUGGGGAGUGGGCAGAGAAACAUGAAGUCGACUAUGGGCGAGCUUCUGAUCUGCAACAAGAAGAUUACCUUUAUGCCGAGGAGCUCGCGAGGCGCGUGCUCGAUGCGGGGCUUAACGAUCAAGAGACUGUACAUUCAUCGGACAAGCGGCAACAACAUGUAGGCACUAUAAAGCGUCGUGGGUCUGAGGCAAGAUCGAAAGUCGUUGAACGUGGAACGACGGUCUCCAUGUGGAGGGAAGAUGUUGCGAGAAAGGAGAAGGAUGAAUUUGGGAACGUGGUUGGGAAUAUUGCCGCUGAUAUCGCUCAACGGACCCAGGAGUGGCGAAGCAAGUCGCCGCCAGUGCCCAGAGAUAUAGAGAAUCUGAAAUCAGGACUCAGAAGAAGCCGCUCCAGUGCUUCUCAGACAUAUCGCUCGGAGAGAUUAUACACACCGUCUGAUCUCAACGCGAACUGGUCACCUCAGGGGAAGAAAGCAAAACGCGACAAACAGUGUUCUCCUCCAAGCCCGACACGUUCUGAACGGAUAUACACAAUGGCUGAACUCAAAGCUCUAUCCAAGCAUGUAAAAACCUCACCACUACAACCGCAGCCAGCCACUUUUUCGCAAGAACGACCACCAACCAGGAGUACCAAUAGCAACAGCAACUCGCCUCCACGUAGCCAUCCUAGUAGAAGCUGGCCUUCUGCGCCCGCAAUGGGCGUUCGUUCAACCUCUACGUCAUCGGUUGAAACGGUGCUUUCGUCUUGCGAACCGACGUUGCUUCAUAUAGCACCUAUACUUGCUAGUCUCGGAAUUCGGCGCGAGGAACACCUCCGUGCAUUUGCCCGGUUGCGAGAGGAAACAAGAGACAGGGAGAUGAAGGAGGAGGUGUUGAAGAAAGGUGUGACUGUACUUGAGUGGGCGAUUUUGAUGGACAAACUUCAGUCUUUUUGAUAUGACUUACUAGCUUUGCCUAAAGGAAAUGUCGACUGGUUACUUUCGAUAGCGUACUCAAUAUAUGGGAAUCCUUCCAUAUAUCCCCGACUCUAUGAAGUGGGGAGGGUUUCAGUGUG